UUUGUGUAAUGAAUAUAAUCCUGAAAACUAAAUAUGAUAUUUAAAAAAAACUUUACUUAAUUCAUAGUUUGCUUUUCAAACAUUUACAUGAAGUGUACUAAAUUUAAUAAUUCAAUAACUGUUGCACAUCUCCAGUAAUGAAGUACUAAAACAUAGUAUUAUCAAUGGAUUAUUCAAAAAAAUUAAAAAGGGCCUUCAUUAUUUUAUUAAUCUGUUUAGUACUGUUUAUAUUUAUUGGUAAACUAUAAUGGAAUUCAAUACAGCAAACCCAAACAAUGUUGCUAAUUAAUUUUUUCACAACUAAGGAUAAAAAUUGUUCACUGAAUUAAACUUAAAACAUACAACUUGUUUUAUCGUUGUGUUGUGUAUCAAAAGUGGAUAAACUUUGGUCCCACUAUUGACAGUGUAAUAUGGUAUAAUAGGGCUAAAACUACAACUGAAAGAUUCAGUUAAUCUGUCUAGAAAUGAGAUAAUGAUGUUGAGCAAUCAAGUCCUUAUUAAAUGUUAAUUUUUUUAUAUUGAAUAUCUAUAUUAAUAGGUUGCUACAGUGAUGAUGCAAAGGUUGCUGUUCCUUUUUACUGGUUCUUAAAAUAUUCAUCAUAUAAAUGUUAAUUUGUUUAAAGAAUACAAUAUACAGAAAACAAAUAAAGCUUUUAAAGCUCACGGCUGGGUGUCGGGAUGGCGAGCAUGAGUUCCACGCUCGUCGAAACCGUCUCCAUCAACUACGAGGACUUUAAUGAAAGUUUCCUCACAUGCGGCACAUGUUUAUGCACUUAUGAUGGAGGCGAACACACCCCGAAGCUUCUGCCGUGCUCACACACGGUUUGUCUUCAUUGCCUAACGCGCAUCGCGGCUUCACAGACACGGGACGCCGGCAGCUUUCGAUGUCCGAUUUGUCGCGAACUGAUCACAAUACCUCGAGGAGGGGUACCGGCUCUCCCGCCUUCGUUUCUCGUCAAUCAGCUGCUCGAUCUUAUGGCACGGCAACGCCGAGAGGUUAUACCGCAGUGUAGCUCGCACCCAGGCAGGGAGCUACUUUUCUGCGAGACAUGCGAUUGCGUUUUUUGUCGUUACUGUGCCGAUGGACCGCACAGCGACACGCCGUGUGACCACACAGUUGUACCGUUUUCGAUAGCUUUGAAAAGGAUGUCGGAAAUAUUGCUAUACAGAGCCAACGAGUGCCUAAGCAAAUUAGGUUCGGCUAGGGAAGCGGUAGCAGGGGAAUUGAGGAGAUUGGAAGCGGCUGCAACUGCGGCAGACGAAGCUAUUGAUAGACACUUUGCGGAACUGAGAGCGGCACUAGAGAAGAGGCAUAAUGAAUUAAAGUCUGCCGCCGCAGCGGCUGCCAGUCACAAACGAAAGUUACUCGAAGAACAAUUGAAGCUGAUUGAUGCAGAGAAAUCUAAAGUGGAAGCUGAGUGUUCCGGGUUACAGCAACAGGUAGAAGUGCGUGAAGUUAGCAGCAGAGCGGCUGCUUUGGGCGCCAGAUUGGGUGACGCGGCUGCAUUGGCCGAGCCCAGAGAGAACGCGUUCUUAGCCGUCGACUUCGCGCACAACGACGCUCAACAACGCUUCGUGGAUUCUCUCGAAGUGCUUGGUCGUGUUAGGACCAGUACUACUUUCCCAGGGCUGUGUUCGUUACAACUCGAAUCAUCAUGCGUGUCUGGUUUGGAAGUGGUGGUGGUUCUCCGCACCGUGGACUAUCACGGUGAGGCUCGUAGCACCGGCGGGGACCCCGUGACGGCGGCUGCGACGCUCGAUGACGCUCCUCUGCCUUGCACCGUCACCGAUCUGGACUCCGGACUCUAUAGGAUCUCGAUGCGUCCGUGGAGUGCGGGCUCGGUGUCGGUGCGCGUGCUGGUGUUCUCCCGCGCCGUGCGCGACUCGCCGCUGCGUGCCGCGGUGACGUCACAAGCCGCGCCGCUGCGGGUGUGGGGCGCGCGGGGGAACGGGAAGGACCAGCUUAGCCAGCCCGUCGCGCUAGCCAGAUGUCCGAAGCGUAAAGAAAUUUAUGUUCUGGAUGCGGGUAACUCAAGAGUGAAAGUGUUGGACGACGAGACGUUCGCUUUCAAAACGCAUAUCGUGAAUGAAGGACUAGCGGGCCGCAGUUGUACCGGCAUUGCUGUGACCGCGGAGGGCGUGGCCGCCGUCAAUUGGAGGACUCGCACUAUCACGGAGGUGAACACGGAAGGUACGACGCUAAGAACGAUUCGUUCGGAUCGUCUGGUGGAGCCGGUGUGCGUGGCGGCCGACGUGGCGACGCGACGUCUGGCCGUCGCCGACAAUGGCGCCAGAACUGUCUUCGUCUUCGAUCGCUACGGAAACAUCGAAAGAGAAAUAGGCAACGGUGAUCUCGGCUUAGUGGGUGGUCUAGCUUUAUCCGAAGACCUCAUCAUCAUAGCUGACGUGGCGGUGCGGAUCUACGAUUCCGAAGGAAAUCUCAAAAACACAUUGGCCCCGGUCCCCAAAGGUCGCGGGGUGUACGGUGGGGUGGCUAUAGACGAGACCGGCAGCGGCAAGCACAUCGUGUGCGCUCGCUCGGUGCGCGGGCGGGCCGCCCUCGUGGUGCUGGAGGCGGGGGGCGGCGGGAAGACGCUGGCGGCCUGCGAGCUCCUCGACAAGAAGCCGCGGAGGGUCGCCGGCAUCGCGCUGCUGCCCAACAAGAAGGUGCUGCUAGCCGACCUGGCGGGAGACUGCUUAAGACUGCACACUUACUGGUGAAAGAUGACCACAUCUCGAAUGAGCCGGGUCACGCUGGUAAGAUGACCAUCGAACGAAUUUCAUGCUAGUCCAUAAACGCAUCGAGAAACGAUAGUAAUGUCGGCCAUAUGUAUAUGCGCCAAAUGAAAGGCGCAGAACUUAGCACUUGCACCAAAGUCCUUAGUCGACCUGCACUAACUACAGGUCGCUAACUUACGCUAUACUACGCGAUCAAGCUAAGAAUGGCAUUGACCGGUUAUCAAACUACAAAAAAAAUCUAACUUUGGUAUAAUUAUUUAACUCGAUCACAGAUUUAAUAGUUUCUUUCACGUGUUUCAACUAAGCAGCAGUUCAUCUAGGAACUUGCCUAUGUGAAGUAACAUUAAUUUUACAAGCACGAAAAUCUAUCGAAUUCGUAAUAUAUGUAUCGAUAGUCAGCCUUCGAGAUUCACGUUACCCUAUGUCAAAACAAUUUUCGUGCUCUCGAUUAUAAGUUUCGAGUUUCGAGAACGUGACAACUCGAUUGCGAAACGAAAGUAAUUAAAUUCAUUCGUUCUGCUGAAAUUAGUUCUACUUACGGACGGUAGGGGCGCUGUUUAAACCCUAUAUUCGAUUUUAUCGAUAGCGAUACUUUAUCGAUAGUCAUUCGUGCUCGUCCCUCAGAGGUCAUUGGCUUAUCUUUGUUUUGAUCGCAUAGUACACGAUUAAUUUUAGUACUUACAGUAUUUAUUUCUUGCUAUUGUGUAUUUUUUAGUUAACUGUCGAUAGUAGUAGUUUGAAAACGCGACUGAUUUUUUUUUCGUUAUUUUAACUUGGCUCGUUCUUUCUCAAAAUUCCCACAAGCCAUAAUAGUGUUUAUGUAGCUUACUUGAGCUUUUAAUACUUUAAGGUAAAAUCGACGAUUAAAAGCAUUUCGGUUCUUAAAUCUCGGAGUUAAGACUGAGAAUUCGAUGCAUCUAAUAUUUCGAUGUGAUCCCAUAAAUUUAAUCGAUAUAAUAAAUGAGUAUCGAUCGCUAGCAUAACAUUCUGAAUGAUCGAUCGAUAAUUUUUAAGAGGCGUAUUUCCUCUAAGCUAGUCUUACGGACAAAGCAUUUACUGUCUAAAAGUCCUAACAUCACGUUUAUUAUAGAAAAACGACAAUAUUUAAUUAUCAAAUUAAGAAAUGGUUAACAAAAAAAAAACGUUUAUUUAUAUAUAAGUAUAAAAACUACGUCAUCUCAUACAAAUAGAUUCAAUAUCAAAGUAACUAUAGAAACAUACAUAAUCCAUCCAUUUGCUUUACAAAUCAGUAUGUAUCUAAUUCAUAUUAGUUAAUAAUAACUACCUUUAUCCAUGUCAAUUUGCUCAAUCGUAUAACUAAAACACCAUAUCACAAAGGGAAAGCUUCCAUUUUGUUAGAUUAAAUAAACAAAUAAGUAUGAAAAAAAGCAACAAAUUAGCACGGAAUUGCAUUAUGCUUAAAAGGCAGAUGGACAACUUCUAUUUUCAAAAUUUCAAGCUACAAUGCGCGUGACGUAAUUUGGGUCAAAACUAAUUGACAAGCUACUCUUUUUUUUUUUGGAGUUUCUGGCCUGUUAUCCUAUACCUUUAGGCCAACAAGCUAC
Molecule: messenger RNA, 4304 nt
Organism: Bombyx mandarina (wild silkworm)
Lineage: Eukaryota; Metazoa; Arthropoda; Insecta; Lepidoptera; Bombycidae
Product: tripartite motif-containing protein 3
Cellular component (GO): nucleoplasm
Molecular function (GO): zinc ion binding; protein binding; ubiquitin protein ligase activity
Source: RefSeq, a predicted model, not a curated record